Messenger RNA from Dichomitus squalens LYAD-421 SS1, 3954 nucleotides. RefSeq lists its product as uncharacterized. The transcript has 4 exons. Lineage: Eukaryota; Fungi; Basidiomycota; Agaricomycetes; Polyporales; Polyporaceae. Bases 1396 to 3594 code for a protein of 732 amino acids. The record is from RefSeq and is a predicted model, not a curated record.
GGGAGGUCGGAGGUCGAAGGAGUGACGUAUGGCGAGACAGGGACGUCCUGGGGGACGGAGCGCGAGCUGGAGGAGACAGUGCGGCUGCUUCUGGGGGAAUGGAAGGGGGCUCUAAGAGCUUGACGGCUGAACCAUGGGAUCCGCGUCGUGCGGUGGAUUCUGGCAACGGAGCGCUGAUGCUGGUGUUACGAGCUGGAGCUGACGGCGCGGAAGGUCGGGUCGCUUGCCUGCGGCGGCAGAGGUAGAGGGUCGGACGGGCCCCCGGAAGGUUGGACUGCGGGAGCCGGGAUCGGAGACGGAAACGGAGCCGGAGUUGGUGUGGAAUGUCGUAAGCGACGCCCUGGAAGAGGCCUGGGACGGUGCGGGCCCCGAGCGUUGAGGAGCACCAUCAUGAUCGUGACGAGGGGGGUUCUUGGUAGGUCCGCCGAUUGACAUACGGCGACGCCGCUUGGUAUGAUCUGCGAGAGGCGUGGAUGGACGAUCCGGGCCGGGUUGCGGGGUGUGGCAGACGACUGGUGAAAUACCUCACAACGGAAUCACCGCUGUGUCAUUUUGCGACACAAGGCAGUCAUGAAGGGUCGAGGCCGUCGGGGUUAUUUGGCAGGAUCGGUAGGGAGCCAGCUCUCUGGCGGGCGUUGUCUAUAGCGAGGGGACGGUAAGAGCGCGUGUGCUGUCAAACAAGAUGUGGGGGAUUGGUAGAGCCGAAGUGGGCUGGUGAAUGAAGUGAUGAGGCUGACGGCUGGCGUGUGGGCGGUGAAGAAGGACGGAGGACAUGUUCGGGACCGACCAUGGUAUUCGUUGACUUGACGCUGAGGACACAGUCGGCGGCGUAAGUUGAAGAUAGUCGAGCGAUAUAUGGGAUCGGCAAGAAGUACAGAUACGCAUAGUAUGAUUUGAGGUGUUCAAAGGUCACACGAGCGGGGACGGGUAGAGGUAAGCACGAGUGACGGUAGGACGAUGGGACGGGGAAAUGUCGGUUAGGAAAGGGGAAGAGAUUUGCGGGCGGAAAUUGAGAGUAUGAUGAUGUGGGUGAGCGCGAGGCAAUGAUGUGGGAGGGUGAGGGACAGGUGGAGGUGGGUCCCGCGAACGUUGGCAGGUCACCGCCGGCCCGGGCUCACGCACACGGCGCACGCGAGCGGCAGUCGCCGGUGGCCCAGGGUGCAGAGGCCGGAAUAGGCAGGAGGCAAGAGGCCGAUCAGAGAUGCCGUAAAAGGAAGGAGGCGGACAGGGCGCAGCGAACAGGCGCUCGCAGCGAACAGGCGCUCGCAGCAGACAGGCGCUCGCAGCGUCCAUCCUCGCCGCCUGCCCAGAUCGAAUACCACUCCGCCUCUCCGCCUCUCUCAUAAACCCCGCAUCCAUGCCCUCCCACCCCCCUCCCUCCCUCCUCAAGCCACCAUGGCCAGCCCUGGCUCACCCCUCGACGUCCUCCCGUCCGACGUCCUCGACCACAUCGCCUUCUACGUCGCCGUCGCAGAACCUACCGGCCCUCCCUGCCCUCUUCUCCCGCUCCUCACCACCUCCUCCCGCAUUCACUACCAUCUCUCCAUAGCCAACAAUCCCCACCUCUACGCCCGCAUCUUUCGUGCAAACUUCGACCAUCGCGCCCCCGCACGUCGCUUCUGCGAGGAAGCCGCAUACGCCUCCGCCCUCGCCUCCCAGCUCGUUCACUACUCUCGCGCCUUGUUCCACAUCAAGCAAGCAGAUAUCUAUUCCCCCGACCUCCUCCAUGCCUUCUACCGCCUCUUCGCUCUCUCCAUAGAGAACGACGGCCGCAACGCUCGCCUCCUCCAAUGGGCUGCCUUGCCCCAAUUCCUUCAACGCUACAUCCGACAUCGCCUCUGGGCCUACCGCGCAGACAGCAACGGCUGGCCCCUCGAGUCUCCCGAAAACUCCUUCGCCCUCUGGCUCUACUUCUUCUCCCUCGAUCAACAAACCCUGGCUCAGCAAUCCGAACAAGACCGCCAUCACUUCUUGUUCCUCUUCCGUCCCUUCGCCUUCUACAACUUCCGCUACCCUCCCUUCCUCGUCCCCGACAAUCACGUCCACCUCCCCCUCGUCGCCCAUCCCACCCUCUAUCAUGAUCACUCGGCCAUCACUCCCCAUGGCUUCUACCCCCUCUAUCGCUCCCCCGACAGUCUCAAGCACUCCUUCGAGCACUUCGGUAGGCGCAUCGCCAUCGCAGAACCUCCCAUAGGUCUCGUCGCCAAGCUCUUGUAUGUCGCACUCCACGAGCGCUACCCCAUCGUCAUCCCAGACCUCAUCCCAAGAGACCGUCACGAGGCCAACGCCCUCAAUGUCGGUGGUCCAACCAUCGCCGACUACCAAGAGUUCGCCAACCAGACCGCUGUUCAAUUCCCCGCCCCUAGCCACUCGAGUUGGCGCGACGAACCCGACGAGGAGGGCGGCAGGAUCGCCGAUACCAGACCGUGGAGGAUCGACGGCAAGGGCGAAAGCGCGCGACAUGACAACGACUGGGAGCGCUGGCGUGGCUGCCUCGAUCCCUGGGACGCGACCCGCACAAAGGGUCCCGUCUACACCCCCGGCAGUCUCAGCGGCUUUUGGACCGGCCAAUACCUAGUGCCCGACGUUGAGAACUACCACGUCGCGAUGAACAGCGCCGCGUUUAUCCCGAGACUGGAGCACCCCGCGGUCAUGGCAAGCGUCGUCCCGCUGUUCUUCAGGCUGCGCGAGCACCACUGCGUCAGUCCCGCAGUCCCCUUGCCGCACACGGAGGUGCGUGACAACGAUCCCUUAGACGAGGGCGUCAUGAACGCGUACUUUCCGCGCGGCUUCCCGGACGCCUACCUGGGUCUCCCUAGCUCGUUCUCUGAGAUCCGCCGCGACGGCGUUCUAAGGUUGAGGCAGAGGGGCAUGACGCAGGAGUACGUCUACGAGACGUACGUGGAGGGGCGGGCGAACAGCCAUGACGAAGCAACCUGCGAGAUGUGCAGGUACGAGGCCGAGGGUGGGCGGGCGGCGCGCAUGGCGGAGGAGCGCGAGAGCAACGUCCCUCCUUCUGAAGGAUCGGUCGGCGACGUCUCUGACUACGAGUCCGAGUCGGAGGCCGAGAGCCACGUCGAGCGCGUGAGGCGCGACGUGCAGAGCGCGCUGGGCGACCAGGUCGACCUCGAGGAGCUCAUUGACGACGUAUCCCGCCAGGGGGACUGCUCGGACGACAGCGCCAGCUUCUGCGACACGGCGAGCGACGGCGGCACGGAGAUCAUCAGCACUUGCUCGGGCGUGCUGGACAUCAUCGUCACCGGCGAGACCCUCCCCCACCACGCGCUCGCGUGGGGAGACUUCAGGAUAUACGGCCGUGUGCGCGCGUGGGACGGGCUCGUCGUGCUCGUCCGCGCCCCGAUCUGGAAUGGCCCGGGCCUCCCGCCGCACGAUACGUUCAUCUUUAGGGGGUACGUCGUCGCGGGCAGGAACCUCGUCGGCUCGUGGCGGCAUGUGACGGGCAACAUCCACUCGAUCCCGCUCGAGGGCCCGUUCGUGGUCAGCAAGCAAGACGCGCGGGAGGGGGCGGAGGAGGGGGCGCGGGAAGACGGGGAGACGGCGCAGGGCCCGGGCGAUGGGGGUCCUCAGGCCUAGGCCUUGCAAGACGUCGAGGGGCAGAUGGAGUUUAGGGUUGACAUGGACACGCGCGCGUGCGUGUGGUGAUCGAAGGGAGGUGUUCCGUGCGUGCGGCGAGCGCCGCGUGCGAGAAGGCCGGUGUUAUGUGCGAUUUCUGUUCGUCGCGGACUUUAUGCACCCCACGCGUCAGUCUCGUACACAUACUGCGAUGCUUUGUUAUUGCGAUUCAAGGAGACGUACUCGAUGCACCGGCGGACAUGGAUUGCAUUUAGACGAGAUGAAGGACGGGGCGAUGCGGCACCCUCGUUCUCGAUACCUUCCACUGUAUUAUUGUAUUAUUAGACGUACGCUGAUCUGGCAAUGCACGGUUCUUGAGAG